AUGGCGAAAUCGCUUCACCAUUCGCUUCGUCUUGCAUCAUCUAGUCGACCAUGGGGUGUUUUUCAUCAUCGCCAGCUGCACCAUUUUCGUGAUGAACGUCGGCUGAAGCACCCUGGAAACAGGUUUCUUCGACCUGUUCCGGCGCCUUUGCUCCCUCAGACUUGCCCAUCUACGGCGAUUGGAGUCGUGCCUUUGGCGGGACUUUGUCCGUCUCCUAAAGCAGGCGAGACGGGCUUUGCCUACUUCCACCCUGACAACUGCGAUGAGGCUGUCAGAUUUCCGCUGCAUGAGAUGAAGCUGUCAGAUGAUGCCCGUGCCGGAUAUACCUGGGCCACUGGUGCCUUUGAUGGCCGUGGCGCGGGCUCCUUAAAGAACAGCAUCACGGGCUUCAAUUCCUGGGGAGGACCGAUUUUCUUCGACGAUAUCUUUGCAAAGUCAAAGUAUCGACUUGCGACAGGAGAAGAAACCACCGCUGCGGCCAGCUCCAACGUGGACAGUGCCAGCAAGGCUGAGGAGGCUGAGGAGGUGGAUCACGUGAAAGAAAAGCCUUCGAAAUCGACGAAAGAGAAGCAGCUGGAAACAGACGAGAUUGAACACCCGAAAAGCAAGAAGGUUUGGGCCAAGAGAGCCAGCGGAAUGACCGGAGAAAGCGCUGAGAAUUCUGAGCUUGAGCCGCAAAAGAAGAAAAGAAAAGCACUUGCUUCAGCAGAGGCAGUACCUGAUGAGGUCAAGAUUCUCAAGACAGAAAAGAAAAAGAAGAAGAUCACGACGGCAGAGACAAUAGCUGAGGAGGUCACGAUUCCUCAGACAGGAAAGAAAAAGAAGAACCCAAUGGCUUCUGCAGCAAUAGCUGAGGAAGUCAAGAUUCGUCAGACAGAAAAGAAAGAAAAGAAGAAGAACACAAUGGCUUCUGCAGAGGCGAUACCUGAAGAGGUCAAGAUUCGGAGGGCAGAACACAAAAAGAAGAAAAGCACAACGGCAGAGGCAGCCGAGGAGGUCAAUAUUCCUGAGACAGAAAAGAAAAAGAAGGGGACGAAGACACGGGCUCCCGCAGGGGCAGUGGUUGAGAAGGUUGACACUACGACCGACAAGAGAAAGAAGAAGGCAUCGGCUUUGGCAGAGGCAGUUUUGAAGGAGACUCCUCAGACCAAAAGGAAUAAGAAGACACAAAAGACGGCAAGUCACACCGAGGGGGCCCUGAUCCAGAAGGUCCAAGUUGAGAAGUCUGCGAGCUCGAUCGACCCGUCGCAUCCGAACGUGGCCGGUGAGAGUGCUCAGUGGGUGGAGAAAGACUGGAACACAGGUUUCGAGACGCGAGGCAGUGAAGAUGAUGAAUGUGCUCGCCCAUUGGCUUGCACCAGUGGCAACCUCAGCCGGAGCCUGGUAGGGACGCCCCGCAAGGUGCCCUCCUCGAGGGACGCUGCGGUGGCCCUGCGGCGUGCGGCGCCAGAGGAGUGUGUGGCACGACUUCGUGCCGCGUGGAGCAAGAAGGGAAGGGAGUUGCGAGGGCAGAGUUUGGAGUUGAAUGUCUUCCAUGCAGCCAGUGUGCUGACUGCCUGCAGGGGCCAAUGGCGCUGGGCACUAGAAGUGUUGGGAGAGUUGGAAGGCCUUGCUGUCGAGGGCGACGAUGUCAGCAGUAGCGCCGCCGUGGCCUGUUGCCGAGAUCACUGGGAGAUGGCGUUAGCCUUGCUGAUGCACUUUCACCGGCAAAACACCUGGAACUUACGAACGCAUGGGGCUGUCUUGAGUGCUUGCGCUGCUGCUCAGCGAUGGCAGGAUGCCUGGAGCCUACUGACAUGGUUAGAAGAUGCUGAGCUCCAAGCCGAUGUCGUCAGUUACGGCACAGCUAUCAAUGCAUGUGACUGGCAGCAGGCCCUAAAGCUUUUGGAAGUCAUGGAGUCCAAGCGUUGCGAGGCAAAUCAGGUGUGUUACACCGCUGCGAUGACGUCAGGGCCUCCCUGGCCCGUGGUUUUGCAGCUCUUUACGGCGAAACGAGCGGAUCGGCCUGCCUUGAACGCCGCCCUGAGCGCCCUGGCUCGUGCCCGGGAGAGAUCCCUUUGCUUGGAGCUCCUGAGAUCUGUGAGGUCUGCAGACCGGAGCAGCUACAAUAUUGCGAUCACUGCCUGUGGUGAGGAUGGCUGGCCGUGGGCCCUUCACUUGCUUCACGAGCUUGGUGACGAUGCGGACCCGACGAGCGUGGCCCGGGCGAUUGGCAGCUGUGAGGCCUUGGGGCGAUGGAGAAUAGCCUUGGCCUUGCUGAAAGACCAGAAGGAUCCUGCAUGUUUGCGGGCCGCCAUCUCCAGCUGUGGGGCCUCAGCGCAGUGGCAGCGUGCUUUGCAGCUGCUGAAUCGCUUGGAUCACUUAGAGAUCUUCUGUGGCACGGCCGCUGUGAGUGCCUGUGGCAAUGCCGGGCGCUGGGACGUGGCUUUGUCGCUGGUGCACGAGUUCAGGCCCGUCCUCAACACUUUUGCUUUCGCUGCUCUCUUGAUGGCUUGUGGCAACGCUCAGCGCUGGCAGACGGCUGUUCUGUUGCUGGGCACCUCUGAGGACUUCUCCGUUGAGAGCAAUGCCUUUUGCUACUCGGCCGCUAUCAGCGCCUGUGGCAAAGCCUCCGAGUGGCCACAUGCUGUGGCACUGCUGGGGAGGAUGCGAGAUGGCUUUGUGGAGCCCAACGAGAUCUGUCUAAAUGCUGCCUUGAGUGCCUGCGAGCGCGCGGCAUGCUGGCGCCAGGCUCUGCUCUUGGCAUCUCAAUCGCCGCGAACGGACGCAGCUGGGCUUCAUGUCUUGCUGUGUUGCGCAGAACGUGUUGGGCACUGGACCUUGGCCUUGUCUCUACUUGCCCAGCAUCCAGCUGUAUCGGCUUCUGCCCUGGAUGCCGCCUGCAUGGCCUGUUGCCGCGCACAGCGAUGGGAGGAGGCGAUCUGGCUGGCGGACGAGCUCUUGGAGCAGCCGCGGCCAGGGAAACGUUUGGAAGUCCUGGCGGCCUUGAAGAAUGUCUUUGAAAGAGGACAUCCAGAAAGGUCUCAAGAGCUACUGCUCGGCCUUGCAGAGCAUGCCAGCAGCAAGGAAUUUCCUGCCGGUUUGCCACAGGUUCUACGGUCCGCCGCGGCGGUGGAGCGAGGGGACAUGAAGGUGCUGAUGGUGGGGCUCCGGCAGGCUUUGGGUCCAAUAGCUGCCACAGGAAGGUUGCCCUACCAGAAGGAGGUGGCGCUGCUAAGGCAUGUGCUACGCUUCGCGCAGUUUGGAAGGGCGAAUGAGGUCGAGGAAGCCAUGGACAGCUUUGGAGGAGAGCUGGGUGCAGCAGGUGGCUGGGCCAAGUUUGCCGGAGGCAGCAAGGCGGACGUUUUGCUCCAUGCUGUCUCAGGGGCUCCCACCUCCAGCAUUUUGGACGUGGGCGCGUACUGUGGUGGCUCAGCAUUGCGGCUGUCGCGGCGAUUUGCAGGUGCUCAUGUGGUGGCCAUCGAGCUGGAUCCCACGGUCGCCGCGAUGGCCAAGGUGCUUCUGAGCUUCGCAGGCCUAAGCUCUCGGGUGGAGCUACGAACGGGACACUCGCGGCAGCUUCUACCGCAGCUGAAGCAUCGCUUUGGUGCAGUGUUUCUGGACUUGUGGGGCUCACAAUAUGCUGAAGUGCUUUCGCUCCUGCGCGGCCGCUUGGUGCCCGGAGCUGUGCUCGUGGCCGACAACGUGCUGCGCACGGCGGCCGGGGAGUUUUUGUGGCGCUUGGCGCACCAUGGGGCGGCACCAGGCUUCCACACGCAGGUGAUGCCAGUGACAGAAGUAGUGAAGCAAGACGAAGAGGACUGGAUGUCUGUGACAGUGGUGAAUCGUGGCGAUGCCAACAUCUUCGAGGUGCCUCCCAGCAUCCGGGAGCUCCAAGGCAACUCCGAGCGCUGGCGGCAGCGCGCCACCAACGUGGGCAUGGAGCCGGAGGCGACCGAUGUGUACCCGAGCCCGUUGUAG
Molecule: messenger RNA, 3960 nt
Organism: Durusdinium trenchii
Lineage: Eukaryota; Dinophyceae; Suessiales; Symbiodiniaceae
Source: the annotation of a GenBank genome assembly